AUGCAGAGGUGGUCUGCAGGGAGAUUGGCUGUGGGGCUCCUUCAGUCCUCCAGGGGGCGCUCUAUGGAGACAUGGAGACUCCAGUGUGGACCAAAGAGUUCCAGUGUAGAGGCCAUGAGUCUGCUCUGCUGGACUGUGACAGCUCAGAUAGAAACACCUGCUCUUCUGGCUAAAGCUGCUGGACUCACCUGCUCAGAGCCCGUUAAUUUCCAGUUGGCGAAAGAAUCCAGUCGCUGUGCCGGUGAACUGGAGAUGAAGAAAGAUGGAGAGUGGCGUAACGUGAUUGAUAACGAUUUUACCUUGAACCUAAAUGCAGCAGAUGUAGUGUGUAGACAUCUUGACUGUGGCUCUGCGGUUUCCACAGAAAGGAAAGAGAUGGAGUCGUACACAGGAAUGUGGAGGAUUAGCUCAACCUGUCUUCAAUCCAAGUCUGCUGUUAGAGAGUGUAUAUUAACAAAUUCUUACCCUUCCAGUUCCUUCCUUAAGAUCAUCUGCUCAGGCUCUGUCAGGCUGGUGAAUGGGACUAGUCUGUGUUCAGGCAGACUGGAGGUAAAGUCUACCCAGUCUACCCAGUCCUGGUCCUCAGUGUGUGAAGAAGACUUUGACCUGCAGGAUGCAGAGGUGGUCUGCAGGGAGCUUGGCUGUGGGGCUCCUUCAGUCCUCCAGGGGGCGCUCUAUGGAGACAUGGAGGCUCCAGUGUGGACCAAAGAGUUCCAGUGUAGAGGCCAUGAGUCUGCUCUGCUGGACUGUGACAGCUCAGAUAGAAACACCUGCUCUUCUGGUAAAGCUGCUGGACUCACCUGCUCAGAGCCCGAUAAUUUCCAGUUGGUGAGAGGAUCCAGUCGCUGUGCCGGUGAACUGGAGAUGACGAAAGAUGGAGAGAGGCGUAACGUGAUUGAUAACGAUUCGGCCUGGAACCUAAAGGCAGCAGAUGUAGUGUGUAGACAUCUUGACUGUGGCUCUGCGGUUUCAACAGGGAGGAAAGAGAUGGAGUGGCACACAAGAAUGUGGAGAAUUAGCUCAACCUGUCUUCAAUCCAAGUCUGCUGUUAGAGAGUGUAUAUUAUCGGAGUAUUACCGUUCCAACUCCAUCCUGGAGAUCAUCUGCUCAGACUCUGUCAGGCUGGUGAAUGGGACUAGUCUGUGUUCAGGCAGACUGGAGGUAAAGCCUACCCAGUCUACCCAGACCUGGUCCUCAGUGUGUGAAGAAAACUUUGACCUGCAGGAUGCAGAGGUGGUCUGCAGGGAGCUUGGCUGUGGGGCUCCUUCAGUCCUCCAGGGGGCGCUCUAUGGAGACAUGGAGACUCCAGUGUGGACCAAAGAGUUCCAGUGUAGAGGCCAUGAGUCUGCUCUGCUGGACUGUGACAGCUCAGAUAGAAACACCUGCUCUUCUGGUAAAGCUGCUGGACUCACCUGCUCAGAGCCUGAUGAUGUCAGGUUGUCAGGAGGAGCCAGUAGCUGUGCUGGUACGCCAGAGAUGAAACAACAGGGACAGUGGAGACCAGUGGUGGACUGGGAUUCUGAAUGGGACCAGAAAUUAUCAUCUGCAGUGUGUAAACGGCUGGACUGUGGUUCUGCUGUUUCCAUAAACAUAAGCAACAGCUCUUCAGAAACACCUGUGUGGGGGAUCAGUGGUUCUUGUGUUCAGUCUGAUUGGAUGGGACGGGAGUGUUUAUCUGUAACAAGUUCCAAGACAAGCUCCAGGAACCUGGAGGUGGUCUGCUCAGAUUUGCUGGCUCAGCCAAACAUCUCCUUCUCCACCCACAUUGACGGGGUUUCUGAGGCCACGCAGCAGGGACUGCGAGUGCUCAUGGGCUCCGACUUCACCAUCAGCUGCUCCAUCCUGCCCCAGUACCCAGGAGGCUCCUUCCAGCUCAUCUUCAACACCCCCGACCCAGAGCAGAAGAACUACACCCUGCCAGCUGUCAAUCACUCGGCCCACUUCCUGUUCUCUGCUGCAGACCCCACCCACCGGGGGGAGUACCGCUGUGUUUACCACCUCUAUGUUUUCUCCCAUAACUUCUCAUCUGAGAGCCGGCCGCUCCAUCUCACUCUCGCAGCCUCUGUAACACAUCUGGUCAUCAGACUGGUGGUCCUGGGGCUGCUGGUGCUCGUGUCCGCUGCUGCCCUGUUUGGCUACGUCAAGGCCAGCAGAGGGCAGACGUCAAGACCAGAGGACAAGAUGGAGCUGGAUCACCUGGGUGGUGCUGAGGACCUACUGGGUGAAGAGGCAGGAGGAGCGCAGGGCCCAGAGUAGGAUCUCCCAGCCAGAUGGAGGACUCGGCUCUCACAGCCAGACCAGAGCAGUUCAGGCGUGGGAUGAUAUCAGGAGGAGCUUUCCUAGAGAAGACCCAGACAGACACACAGCUACAUCAACAAACCUUUAACCAUCGUGUUGUCUUCACAUCGACCGGUUUUUCUGGGUCGAAAUAUCAUAAUUUUGAUGGGUUUUUUCUACACUUUUCUCAACGUUUGUGUAGAUUGUUUUUCCAAUUUUUUGGGGCAAUUUUAUUGUGUUUUUGUAUUUGUUUUAACAAGUUUUUUCUCUCACAUUUACCAAUGUUUUUGUCGCUUCUUUUUUACAAGUUUUUGUCACCUUUGGGGAUUUUUCCGAUUUGUUUUGGUCACUUUUUUCAGCGUUAAAAUUAAAAAAAAAAAAAAAUGUUUUUGUUGAAUUUUUCUUGCGUUUUUGAGUCUUUUUCCAACAUUUGUCACUUUUUUCAACGUUCUUUGGUCAUAACUGUGAUAUGUAAUUCUUUUGUAAACGGGUCAAUGACUCCGAGGACAACAGAAGAACAAUUAUAGAAUCCCACUGUACAUUUGGGAUUGUUUUCUGCAUUGAGAAAUAUUGCCCCCCCCCCAAAGAGGUUUUAGCCGGGGUCUAAAGGAAAAUCCCAAGCGCUAACACAUCUUUGACUUCCAGCUGUCAACCACCCCCCCAUACAGGCAUUAGCAUUACAUUUAAACAAUUUCAUAAGCAAUUGAAAGUUCCUUGCAGUCACCCUAAAAACCAGUCCACGUCUGUGUUUUGGUCCAGGGGUUUUUAACCCUUGUGUUGUCUUCCCGUUAACCAUGAACUUGUCCUUCCAGGCCAAAAUUGAAAAUGAAUUCUUUUUUGUGCUUUUACAAUGUUUUUGCCAUUUUUUCUGAUUUCUUUAUCACUUUUUUCAUGGUAUAAAAAAACCUGAGCUGGUUUAAUGAUAGAUUUCACACUUAUUCUUGGAAUUCAUGGUCAACAAAGCUUAUUUAUAUCAAAUUAUACAUGAGUUUUUUGUUAAAAAGGCAGACAUGAAUUCUUAUGAAAUUCCUGCUCUGAUGUUUCACAAUAAAAGCCUCCCGGUGGCUCAUAAGACACUCUCUCCCUUUCCUGGUAGGUUUUUAGGUGGAAAGAGAUCGGUAAAGUUUGUAGUUAUUUUAGACAACUUCUGUCUGGUGUGUGUGUGUGUUUUUACAUAUUUUUAUACUGCACAUAUGAACCUGUGUUGCUGAAAUAACUUUGAAUUGAUAAGGAGGAUUUGAAUAAUUUGUUGUAUAUUACUGUAAAACCUGCUGAGUGAACUGUUGUUGCAUCAUAUAAUCUGCAGAGAUAGUAAAAGAGGUUUGUGUGUAGUUUAUCAACCCGUUCUCACUCCAAACUCGUAAAAUGUGGACGUUUGGACAGCGGCUCAUGAGACAAAAAAAUAACUCUUUGUGUCCCGCGUGUGUCCUUAGCCGUCCCGUUCCUGAACCGUAAGCCCCCCCACGAGCUUUCCAUUAACCGAACAGCGUCAAAGGGUACGCCAAUACGCAACAACCAAGCGUGUUAUAUGACGCUAAAGGAGACUUUUAACGUCAAAUAACAACAAAGGCACCAGAGCAAGCGUCCAUUUUUUACGAGAUGGGAGUGAGAAUGUGGUGAGUUUAGUGUCCCAAAUUCCACUUUGGCCACACCAGGACCCGCCGAUUGGUUGGGGUUAGGCAUUUGACCUUGAGUGGUGAAAGUUAGGACGGCCGAUUGGUCAGGGGAUAGGACGUGCACAAAUGGGGUAACAUUACGGGGAAUUUGGGACACUUAACCGCACACAUACCAAGAAAAGAUGUGCGUUAGCCGUUAGCUUGCCUUAUUCAUGAUAAACACGUAUUGCCGCAUUAUACAAGUGUAUAUCUUUAACUAUAUUCUUUUUGUUUCAUGAUGAAGACAAGAUGAAUUAAAUGUAAAUUGUGCUGUAUUUAUUAUCUUUUCCAGUCUUAAUCAAUGCUCAAAGCGCUUUUACAUCUACAGGAAACAUUCACCAAUUCACACACAUUC
Etheostoma spectabile (orangethroat darter) is the source of this 4287-nucleotide messenger RNA. RefSeq names its product scavenger receptor cysteine-rich type 1 protein M130. The coding region runs from base 1 to 2256 and encodes 751 amino acids. The transcript is spliced from 9 exons. The record is from RefSeq and is a predicted model, not a curated record. Gene Ontology annotation, molecular function: serine-type endopeptidase activity. Gene Ontology annotation, biological process: zymogen activation. Gene Ontology annotation, cellular component: plasma membrane. Lineage: Eukaryota; Metazoa; Chordata; Actinopteri; Perciformes; Percidae.